Messenger RNA from Aplysia californica (California sea hare), 510 nucleotides. RefSeq names its product rho family-interacting cell polarization regulator 1-like. Lineage: Eukaryota; Metazoa; Mollusca; Gastropoda; Aplysiida; Aplysiidae. The transcript has 2 exons. Bases 1 to 510 code for a protein of 169 amino acids. The record is from RefSeq and is a predicted model, not a curated record.
AUGCGCACCACCACACCCCCGCACCUCAACACGCUACCCACCAUCCUAAUCAUCACAGCAAUGCAUCACAUCACACCACUAAGCCUGCGGAGACUCAGAACUUUGCUCACAACACCCACGCACCUAACCACCACACCCAUGCACCUAACCACAACACCCACGCACCACACCACACCCAAGCACCUAACCAUCACACCCACGCACCACACCACACCCACGCACCACACCACACCCAAGCACCUAACCAUCACACCCACGCACCUAACCACCACACCCACGCACCUAACCACCACACCCACGCACCACACCACACCCAAGCACCUAACCACCACACCCACGCACCACAGCACACCCACGCACCACACCAUACCCAAGCACCUAACCAUCACACCCACGCACCACACCACACCCAAGCACCUAACCACCACACCCACGAAAGGAAACAUGAAGGUUCUCAACUUUAGAGAUGAGGCUUCGGUCCCAACAUCCGUGUCAGCCACACAAAGAUAG